AUGACUGUCAACAAUUCAAUAAAAGGGGACCUUAACAAUCCUAUUUUUUCUGUCAUUGAUAACGUGACUGCCAGUACGGACAGCUGUAUAGGCACAACCACCCCUGCUGCUUCUGAAGAUGGGAGAGAUCUAAAAGGCUUAUCUCCCAAGGAACCAAAACCUGAUGAAAUUGCGCAAGUCACGAGUAAGGCUAGGGAUCUAUCUUGGGUAGACUUACGCAGAAAAUGCGAAGACUUGGUAGCGACUGAGGACGACCAUAUCAGGCAAGGCGGUCCUCAUUGGGAAAGCACCUUAUUGGGCAGACACAGAGAUCGACAGUCUCUCAGUGAGAUCCGAUCGAAACAGCAACUCCACGAAUUGGAGAUUGAUACCCGCGGUGAAUGUCUUGCGAGAGUUGAUCGGGAGGUAAGAUUGAAACGAGGUCUGGCCUCAGAUUCAUGGUCGAGAUUCAAGUCAGAUAGAGCAUUCUCUUCUUCCAUAGCUAGAGGAGCUACUCAGUGGGGUGAGAACGAUAAUCCAUUCCAGAUGAACCUUGACGACGAGCUAUCAAGAAUCGAGAAGGCUCUUCAAGGGAUUUCCACGAACAGAAGGACCGAGGAUAUAAUGGAAGAACCUGAUGACGAUGAUAGCAAAAAGUAUGAGAUGGAGAAUAGCCUUAUGAGCAAGCUACGCUCUAAGCAUUGCUUUCUCAAUUCUAUGACGACCUGGGGAGACACCGGCACUGGCAGGAGCUUGGACUGGCAUGAUGUAUGA
Kwoniella botswanensis is the source of this 753-nucleotide messenger RNA. RefSeq lists its product as uncharacterized. The transcript has 2 exons. The record is from RefSeq and is a predicted model, not a curated record. Bases 1 to 753 code for a protein of 250 amino acids. NCBI's taxonomy places the organism in Eukaryota, Fungi, Basidiomycota, Tremellomycetes, Tremellales, Cryptococcaceae.